Molecule: messenger RNA, 1618 nt
Organism: Doryrhamphus excisus (bluestripe pipefish)
Lineage: Eukaryota; Metazoa; Chordata; Actinopteri; Syngnathiformes; Syngnathidae
Gene: znf830
Product: zinc finger protein 830
Biological process (GO): mitotic DNA damage checkpoint signaling; mitotic DNA replication checkpoint signaling; nuclear DNA replication
Cellular component (GO): spliceosomal complex; nucleus
Molecular function (GO): nucleic acid binding; zinc ion binding
Source: RefSeq, a predicted model, not a curated record
CGACACCACCGACAAUAUUUUGGAUGACAUCAUCUGUCUGCGACUCUCGUUCAGAUAGUCGCAAAAGCUAGACGAGCUAACUCCAUUAGCCGCGUUGUUUUUUCCGACCAGAAUGGCUCCAAAGAAAGGGAAAAAAGUUGUAAAUCAAGAAGAACUCCGGCGACUGAUGAGAGAAAAACAAAGACAAACAUCUGAGAAGAAACGCGUUGAGUCUCCAUAUGCCAAAUAUAACAGUUUGGGACAUCUGAGUUGUGUGCUGUGCAACACGCAGGUGAAGUCUGAACUGCUGUGGCCCGCUCACGUCCUCGGAAAACAACACAAGGAAAAGGUUUCUGAGCUUAAAGAAGCCAAACAAACACUGCAGAGUCAACCGGUGAAGCGGAAAGCACCGGACGACGAGGACGUCAGCGUGAAGAAGGCGAAACCAACGCCAGAGGCAGGUCAGUCCGUCUCGGGUGUACCUGCAGAUUUCUUCCAGACGUCUGAUUCUGCAAAGUCAGACAGCAUUAGUUUGUUAGCUGGAGUCUAUGAUGAUGAUGAAGAUGAUGACAAGGAGGCGACAGAGGAAGCCGGGAAUACCGACGCAGCUCCUCAGAAAGCAGAAGCAGCCGGACUGCCUGCAGAUUUCUUUGACAGCUCCAUCCCCACAACCCCGGCCGUCUCUCACUCGGGCUCCAUCCUCAAAGCGGAGGUGCCUGAGAAAAGCACAGAGAAGAAAGACAGCACAGCCGAAGCACUGCCAGAGGGUUUCUUUGACGACCCAGUGAGAGACGCCAAAGUGCGCAACGUGGACGCACCCAAGGACCAAAUGGACAAGGAGUGGGAAGAGUUCCAGAAGGAGAUACGUCAGGUGAACACAAAGUCGGAGGCCAUCGUGGCAGAAGAUGAUGAGGAGGGCCGUCUUGAGCGUCAAAUCGACGAGAUUGACGAACAAAUUGAGUGUUACAAAAGAGUGGAGCUCCUGAGGGACAAGAGGGAUGUGGUGAAGAGGAGGUUUCAGAUGAGGAAAAAGGAGGAACCUAUGGAGACUGAAGCUAGUAUGGAGGAGGCAGAAGAAGAGAAUGAGGAAGAACUGCUUGGACUCUUGUCCCAGGACUGGAGAGCCAAAGGGGCACUGGUUUAAAUAAUGUUCAGACUGCAAGAUAUACCCAUAAUGCAUUGAAGUCUGUUCUCUUUUUGGUUUACCUCUGAAUUAAAAAUCAUGCACCCUCUCAAAUACGUAUCGUGAACAGGCGGACAACAAAUGAAAUAUUUAACUCUUUAUUCAUUGGAAGUCACGCACAAAGACAAAAUCUCAUUGUAGCAGCAUAUAGACCAACAGCUUUCACAAAGGCCCAAUGUUGCAUUCAGAGCUAAUUUUCCCACACUACUACUUUGUAGUCGGCAAUUUUAGCUUCUUCAUAAAUAAUUUGUACAUUAUCAUAAGCAACGUGCAAUGCACAACUUAGUUAAAAACAUACAGUGCUGAGUUGUAAAGCAAAUUGAAUUCAUCCUACACCCUGAAUAAGAUAAAUUGAGAAACUUGUAUAACUUGUGUAAAUACACCAUUACACAUUCAGUUAAAUGAUUAAAAGAGUGAUUUCAGUGCUUCUUGUACUACCUGUUACUGCAAUAGUCA